AUGGCCAGGAACCAUAACCCAAUGCACGGCCACUUCUCAGGCCCUCACGCAUCAACCGUCCCACAAUCCCGCGGAGAGCCAGCUGGGGGUAGUUCUGAGGCCGAUGUUCAGUGCAAGAGCAACAUCGACCCCAUAGACAACAAAACCACCCCUAAUCUCUAUGUGGGUACGUAUGACCCCAGUUAUGCCGUCCCUUAUACUUGCUCCGACGUCGAAAUUGAAUCUCAAGGCCGUAUGCCAAAGAAUGGCAUACAGACUGGACACCGUGGCGAGAACAGGAGUAGCCGGAAGACAUCUUUCGAACCGCGUCUUCAUCGGUGCCGCGAGUUUGAAGUCGUAGAGGUGGAAGUUCGGGACGUUGACCACGACGCCACUGAGACCAAAUGCCAUGUGCCCCACGAAGAUGUCGGUUAG
This is a messenger RNA of Clonostachys byssicola, 414 nucleotides long. Lineage: Eukaryota; Fungi; Ascomycota; Sordariomycetes; Hypocreales; Bionectriaceae. The record is from the annotation of a GenBank genome assembly.